Molecule: messenger RNA, 1314 nt
Organism: Candidula unifasciata
Lineage: Eukaryota; Metazoa; Mollusca; Gastropoda; Stylommatophora; Geomitridae
Source: the annotation of a GenBank genome assembly
AUGGCAGACGAUGAAACGGAUGUCACAUUUAAGGAUCUGGGAGUAGUGGAUGUUCUGGCAGAGGCCUGUGAGAGACUGAAAUGGACAAAACCGACCAAAAUCCAGAAGGAGGCUAUUCCACUUGCUCUAGAAGGUAAAGAUGUGAUUGGCCUUGCCGAGACUGGGUCAGGAAAAACUGGAGCAUUUGCUUUACCAAUACUGCAGACCUUAUUGGACAAACCUCAGAGGCUAUAUGCCCUUGUUCUGACCCCAACCAGAGAAUUAGCCUACCAGAUUUCUGAACAGUUCACAGCUCUUGGUUGCGGUAUUGGAGUCAAAUGUGCUGUCAUUGUUGGAGGUAUUGACAUGUAUGACCAGGCACUGAUGUUGGCCAAGAAACCACAUGUGAUUAUUGCCACACCAGGACGACUCGUUGAUCACCUGGAGAACACAAAGGGCUUCAGUUUGAGGACUUUAAAAUACUUGGUCAUGGAUGAAGCUGACAGGAUCCUCAAUAUGGACUUUGAACAGGAAGUUGACAAGAUCCUGAAAGUGAUCCCUAGAGACAGGAGGACCUUCCUGUUUUCUGCCACCAUGACAAAAAAGGUUCAGAAACUACAAAGAGCAUGUUUGCAGAACCCAGCAAAAGUGGAAGUGAACAACAAAUACAAAACAGUGGACAACUUGAUGCAGUCGUAUGUGUUCAUACCUGUCAAGUUUAAGGAUGUGUAUUUGGUGCACAUCAUGACUGAGCUAGCUGGCAACACCUUCAUAAUUUUCACCAGCACUUGCAACAAUGUGCAGCGCCUGGCACUCAUGUUGAGGAACCUCGGCUUCAAAGCCAUCCCUCUUCAUGGACAGAUGUCACAGGAAAAGAGGCUUGGUUCACUGAACAAGUUCAAAAGUAAAGAUAGUUCUAUAUUGAUUGCCACAGAUGUUGCAAGCAGAGGGCUGGACAUCCCACACGUUGAUGUUGUCAUGAACUAUGAUAUCCCAACACACACCAAGGACUACAUCCACAGAGUGGGCCGGACAGCCAGGGCAGGACGUGCUGGCAAAGCCAUUACGUUUGUCACUCAGUAUGAUAUUGAGCUGUACAAAAGAAUAGAGGAACUCAUCAAAAAGCAGCUGCCACUGUACCAGACCGAGGAAGAGGAGGUCAUGCAACUUGUAGAAAGGGUUAGCGAAGCACAACGGCUUACCAAAAUUGAAAUGAAAGACGCAGAGGAAAAGAAAAUAGCCGCAAGAAAGAGAAAGAGAGGUCUUGAUAAUAUUGAUGACACAGAAGAGGCCAGCGGUGUCAGGAAGAAGUUCCAGAAGAAGAGGAAGCACUGA